Molecule: messenger RNA, 1337 nt
Organism: Equus quagga
Lineage: Eukaryota; Metazoa; Chordata; Mammalia; Perissodactyla; Equidae
Gene: MYOG
Product: myogenin
Exons: 3
Coding region: 37-711 (224 amino acids)
Biological process (GO): positive regulation of myoblast differentiation; muscle organ development; positive regulation of transcription by RNA polymerase II
Molecular function (GO): protein dimerization activity; RNA polymerase II cis-regulatory region sequence-specific DNA binding; DNA-binding transcription factor activity, RNA polymerase II-specific
Source: RefSeq, a predicted model, not a curated record
GGGGGCUGGUGGCAGGAACACGUCUUCUCCGACCCCAUGGAGCUGUAUGAGACGUCGCCCUACUUCUACCAGGAGCCCCACUUCUAUGACGGGGAAAACUACCUGCCCGUCCACCUCCAGGGCUUCGAGCCGCCGGGCUACGAGCGGACUGAGCUCGCCCUGAGCCCCGAGGCCCAAGGGCCCCUGGAAGACAAGGGGCUGGGGACCCCGGAGCACUGCCCGGGCCAGUGCCUGCCGUGGGCGUGCAAGGUGUGUAAGAGGAAGUCGGUGUCUGUGGACCGGCGGCGCGCGGCCACGCUGAGGGAGAAGCGCCGGCUCAAGAAGGUGAACGAGGCCUUCGAGGCCCUGAAGAGGAGCACCCUGCUGAACCCCAACCAGCGGCUGCCCAAGGUGGAGAUCCUGCGCAGCGCCAUCCAGUACAUCGAGCGCCUGCAGGCGCUGCUCAGCUCCCUCAACCAGGAGGAGCGCGACCUCCGCUACCGGGGCGGGGGCGGGCCCCAGCCAGGGGUGCCCAGUGACUGCAGCGCCCACAGCGCCUCCUGCAGCCCGGAGUGGGGCAGCGCACUGGAGUUCGGCCCCAGCCCAGGGGAUCAUCUGCUCACGGCUGACCCUACAGAUGCCCACAACCUGCACUCACUCACCUCCAUUGUGGACAGCAUCACCGUGCAGGAUGUGUCUGUGGCCUUCCCGGAUGAAACCAUGCCCAACUGAGAUCGUCUGCCAGGCCGGGCGUCCAUGAGAGCCCCCGAAGCUGGCCACAGUGCCACCACUUCUGCAGCAGGGGUCUCCUAAGCCAGGCUGUCCUGAUGCCAGGACACCAGCCCUGGGGCUGCCAAAGGCCAGACCAGCCCCCUCCUCAUCCACGCGAGUUAACCCACCACCCCAAGAGGGAAUGGAUGCUCUUAUUUAGCUGACUCCUUAGAGCAGGGGGCAUCCCGUUUCCAGGGAGACAAAGUGGGGACCAGGGUGCCCCCUUGUGUGUGCCCCCGGGGGCAGACUCAGGAGCUUCCCUCUGCUCAGGAUACAGCCUCCAAUUCCACCCCCUCAAGGGAAACGGUCUGUGAGAGGAAGACAGUGUCCCUCCUGGACCAGCUGUGCACAUCUCCUGUCCUGUCUCCUCCUGACCCAGUGGUGGGCUGGGCCCACCCUGACGGGGGGAGCAGAAGGGGAGGAACGCCUUCUGUUCCCAAGUCCCUGGGGGGCCAAACUUUUGCGGUGAAUAUCCGGAAACUUCCCGUGGUCUUAUGUUUUGUUUUGUUUUGUUUUGUGUGUUGUUUGUGAAGCUGCCAUCUGACCAAGGUCCCUGUGCUUCAGUUGCCAGGGACAGGCGGGGUGGG